AGACAGCCGGGAAAGAUGCCUUUUGACCCAGCUUGGUAGCCGUAGUCGGCCGAGCGCCGGCGGCAGGGGAUUGUGGGAGAAGAUGGCGGCCGCCGUUCACCCCCGAGUUGUCAGGGCCCUGCCAAUGUCACGUUCUUCUGUUACUACAAUAGCCACAUCUGUGUUUCAUGGCCCACCGCAGCGCCAGCUUCAUCAUGCACUCAUACCUCAUGGGAAAGGUGGGCCUUCCUCAGGCAGUGGGAUUGUGGCCACCGUGUUUGGAGCAACAGGAUUCCUGGGCCGCUAUGUUGUCAACCACCUUGGUCGCAUGGGGUCACAAGUGAUCGUCCCCUACCGGUGUGAGCCAUAUGAUACCAUGCACCUUCGCCCGAUGGGUGACCUGGGCCAGAUUAUCUUUCUGGAAUGGAACGGGAGAGACAAAGACUCGAUCCGAAGAGCUGUGGAGCACAGCAACGUGGUCAUCAAUCUCGUUGGGCGGGAAUGGGAAACCAAAAACUUUGAUUGUGAGGAUGUUUUUGUAAAGAUUCCCCAAGCAAUCGCUCAAGUGUCCAAGGAAGCUGGAGUUGAAAAAUUUAUUCACGUUUCUCAUCUGAAUGCCGAUAUUAAAAGCUCUUCUAAAUAUCUGAGAAAUAAGGCUGCUGGAGAGAAAGAAGUGAGAGACACAUUUCCGGAAGCUACCAUCAUAAAGCCAUCGGACAUCUUUGGAAGAGAGGAUAGAUUCCUCAAUUAUUUUGCAAGUAUUCGAUGGUUCGGUGGUGUCCCUCUUACUUCCUUGGGCAAGAAGACAGUGAAACAACCAGUAUAUGUAAGUACCCUGGAUAAAGGAGCUUUUUCUGAAUUCAAGAGUCAGGUCUCUUUUGGUUCCAAACAAGAGAAGUCUUGA
Molecule: messenger RNA, 883 nt
Organism: Physeter macrocephalus (sperm whale)
Lineage: Eukaryota; Metazoa; Chordata; Mammalia; Artiodactyla; Physeteridae
Product: NADH dehydrogenase [ubiquinone] 1 alpha subcomplex subunit 9, mitochondrial-like
Exons: 8
Coding region: 83-883 (266 amino acids)
Cellular component (GO): mitochondrion
Molecular function (GO): protein-containing complex binding
Source: RefSeq, a predicted model, not a curated record